AUGAGCAAGAACCGCGGCUUUCUGCUGAUAGUUUUGUCCUUUGUCCUUGCCCAUGCCCAGAACGUUGCUCCUGAACCGUCGGCUCGAGUGCUUCGUGGAUCCAAUGAAGAAAGCGCAGCGAUCGAUAACAAGAACGACAAGAAUUAUAAUGCAUCCGAUACAAUAACCAGGAAUAUCAUCACAUUACGCGAUCUCGUGGUCGAUCGCGAUGCCUUGAAUGAACUCAAACGCCAGGGACGUGAUCCCUACGAAAUCGACUUUAUUCUGCACCCCCCUGGACACGAAGCCAAUCACAUGGAGGACUAUCCGUUUUUUGCGCAUUGGAUGCAACAAGGAUGUGGCGCCAGUGUGAUCCACCACGAUAUCCUUCUCAGUGCGGCACAUUGCGUGCGGGAAGCCCGAGAUCCCAAUCGAAUUCGGCAGAUGAGGCUCAUGUCCAAGUAUCGAGGCGGUCUGGGAGGAUACGGACAAAACAUUAGUGAGAAUGGCAUUACACGGUUCAUUGCUCACUAUGAGAUCCACCCGGACUUUAAUUCCGACAAACCAGGAGCUCCGUCUCAUGACUAUUUGAUAAUCAAACUGGAUCGAAGUGUUUUGGUGGAACAAGAUGACCAAGGCAAGUACUAUCCAACCGGAGUCAAAGCAGUGAAACUCAAUACAGACAUCGACAAUCCAAUGGACGGACAAGAGGUACUUGCGGUGGGGUUUGGAUCCGUCACGCCCAAGAAACCAUCGCCAGACUCGGCGGUUCUCAUGGAUGCCGUUUUGGAGACCUUGCCAAACGAACUGUGUGUCAAGCACUAUGGCGAACGCAAAAUGCACGAAGAUGUCAUGAUUUGUGUUGGAACGUUGAAUGGAACUCGAGAUACGUGUCAUGGCGACAGUGGUGGUCCGAUUGUCGAUGCCAACAGUGUACAAGUGGGAAUUGUCAGCUGGGGAGGCAAAGAGUGCGCCGAUGCUCGUCAUGCGGGGGUGGCAGCUCGCGUUGAUAAUCGUGUAGCAACCCCAUGGAUCAAGGAGCAGAUAUGUAGACUAAGUGCUUUCCCACCCAAAUCCUGUCAUGCCCACGACACGAAAAGCUUCAAUCACAGGCUGCCAUCAUUGGCGGAAAUGUCAGGCAGCGGCAGUCCACUCUUUAGUAUCAAAGUCACGGUGGCGCAUGACUUGGCGCCGGAAGAGACCUCCUGGAGCUUUGCCCACUUGGAGAGCUUUACAUUGCUACACUGGCAGCCUUACGAGCAGAUUCCAAUGCCAUACGUUGCAGUCCAGCGAGUCUUCUCCAAUUUGGUAGCCGGAAACUACACCUUUGCAAUCAGUGAUCAAGAUGGAGUCUGCUGUGGGUACGGUCCAGGCUUUAUGGAAAUCACAAAGGAAGGAACGGGGGAAGUCCUGUGGGAACACAACGGAGUCUUUCAGUAUUUCUUGAGUGUUACGCUGGAAUUGGACUCCACCGGCUCUGUAGUAAGCGUCCAUGAAUCUCAAGAAUGGCUCAACCCAGUGCGGACCCUUUUCGCCUCGCGCCAUGAAAAUAACCCCAAUGAGCGCCGCCAUGCAUAA
Molecule: messenger RNA, 1557 nt
Organism: Seminavis robusta
Lineage: Eukaryota; Bacillariophyta; Bacillariophyceae; Naviculales; Naviculaceae
Source: the annotation of a GenBank genome assembly